Mesorhabditis belari is the source of this 2073-nucleotide messenger RNA. The record is from the annotation of a GenBank genome assembly. Lineage: Eukaryota; Metazoa; Nematoda; Chromadorea; Rhabditida; Rhabditidae.
AUGGCCAAGAUCUCACUGGAUCUGACUGGAAAUCCAGUUGAUGUGGCAAAACAACUGCUUCCCGUGCCUCCAGAUGGUGGUUAUGGAUGGGUGAUUGUAAUGGCUGCUUUCUUCUCGAAUCUCAUCGUUGACGGGAUUUGCACUUGUUUUACAGAGUUCAAGCAGAGUUACAAAGAUGAAUUUAAGGGCUCAGAUGCUUCGACAGCUCUCAUCGGUUCACUCCUAAUUGGAGUCUACUUAUUUGUUGGUCCCAUCGUUGGUGCAAUGUGCAACAAGUUAGGCGCCCGGAAGACGGUAAUCAUUGGAUCAAUCAUCUCUGGCUGUGCCUUCAUUCUGGCGACUUUCUCUCCAAAUCUCACAAUCUUCAUUACAAUCUAUGGGAUAUUGGGUGGCAUUGGUUUUGGGAUGAUUUAUCUACCAGCCAUCGUUGUGGUUGGGUAUUAUUUUGAGAGCAAAAGAGCCAUAGCUACAGGAAUGGCGGUGGCUGGUUCGGGAGUUGGCACAAUGGUGAUGCCAUUUGUCGCUCGAUACGCUAUACAAUAUUUUGGUUGGAAAGGAGCUGAUUGGGUGUUAGCCGGCUUGAUAUUUAUGUGUAUUUUCUUUGGAUUAUUGUACAAAGAGUUGACGCCACCAGCACUUGAAACGGUCAAUGAUGUUGAAAAGAAAACAAAUGAAAAGGAGCCAAAUGACACAGUUAUCAAUUUGAAUGGUGAAGCGAACAGGGACAAGAUGAUGGAGAGAAUGAGGAAUGCGUUGUCACAAUGCGAAGACGAUGAAAGUGUUUUUGCCGAUUCUUGGGCAAGAGAAGCAAAUGAUGCAGGAAGAAUCGGAAAUGAACUCUCGCAAUGUGAUGAGGAUGAUGAGAUGUCGUUUGCUAAAUCAUGGGCAAAACGCCAAAAGAAAGCAAGCGAAGCUAUUUCGACGGAGAGACGUCCAAGUGGCGCCUUGUCACAAUGUGAUGAGGAUGAAGAGAUGACUUUUGCGCAGUCAUGGGCUAAAGCAAUUGCUGAGCGCAAAAAGCAACCAAACGAUCCACUGGCAAGGGUGAGAAACGAGAUCUCCCAGUGUGAAGAUGGAGAGAAUGGAUUUGCGAAAUCUUGGGCGGGAAUGAGAGCCCGACGAGUCAGCAGUAAUCAACGGCAGAGGAAGGUCACUUUGACAGGUGUCACCGAGGAGCUCACUCAACCGACUGGCGUUCUCGCGAAAAGUCUCAAAGAUUUGCGUGUGAAUUUGACUGGCCUCGAAGCAGAAGAAAUCGCAAAGCCGCUGAACAGACAGGACAUUCUGUACACAGGAUCGAUACGCAGAUUGAGUCAAUACAAGAAAGAAGGAGGUGCUCUCUCGUAUCGUGCAUCGAUCACCACGAUUCCACGAAAGAUUCUUGAUGAGAUUCCUUUGGUUGAAGAGAAGAGCAAGUGUAAAUUGUUCGGCUUGAGGACCAUUUUCGGUGAGAUGAUCGACUUGGAGUUGAUGAAGGACCCAACAAUGAUUCUUCUCUGCAUAUCAAAUCUCCUCGCGAACCUUGGGUAUUUCACUCCAUAUGUGUUUCUUAAAGAUUUGGCUUUAUCAAAGGGAAUUCCUGAGAGUGACACCAUGUACUUUGUGCCGGUGAUUGGGGUGGCGAAUACGAUUGGAAGAAUCCUUUCUGGGUGGUUCGCUGACCGUCAAUUCGUCUCCUCUCUCAACAUCAACAACUUUUCCCUUGUCGCUUGUGGAGUUCUCUGUCUUGGUGCUCCUUUCUGUACCACUUACAUGAGUCUCAUGAUCUAUGGAGCACUCUUUGGGUUCAUUAUUUCCGCUUAUGCCUGUCUAACGUCGAUCGUAUUGGCCGAUCUGUUGGGCAUCGAAAAGUUGACAAAUUCGUUUGGUCUUCUCGUUUUGUACAGAGGAGUCGCUUGUCUUUUGGGAACACCUCUAUCUGGCUUGGCUUACGAUGUAACAAGAUCUUAUGACAUGUGUUUCUAUCUGGGUGGAGGGGUGAUUCUCGUUUCCGGCUUGAUCUCGUGCCUCAUUCCACUUGUUCACCGGUGUGUUCGAUCGGAAGAAGAAAAGAGUGAAGAAGAAAUUAAAGAA